AUGGCUACCCCCGUCGCCCAAGUGCCCGUGCCGCCGGCCGCGCCUGCAGCGCCGCAGGUGCAUGCAGUGCCUGAAAAGACCGUCAGCAACAGCUCGCUGACUGGCUUCUUCGCUUCGUUUGACCCGAUCAUGCGUCCCAUCGCGAACGUGUGCAGCACGAUGCGUGAGAUCCGCCGUUCGCUCGCGCUGCCGAACCUCGGCACUGUCGAGAAAAUGCAGAACGAGGUCAAGAUGGUGCAGACGGCCAACUUCCAGUUUGAGGGUGCGCGUGCGGACCUGACCAAGGCCCUCAGCAUGAACCCCAUUUUCCAGGUGACGCACGCAUUCACGCUUGGCGGAGCUGGCAAGAAUGCGUACAACUUUGGCGCCGUGUACGGCGAUGAAAAGCGCUUCUACCAAGCCGGUCUUGAUGAUGCAGGCAAUGUGACGAUGCGUCUGAACCGCCUGCUAUUCCCCGGUCACAUCUCCAAGAUCCAGGCACAGUUUGCUCCGGCAGGCGGCCAGAGCUUUGUGCAGUUGGAGCAUGACUUCCAGGGCGCGGACUACAGCAUGAACUUCAAGGCGCUGAACCCGUCGCCCACGAAUUUGACCGGUAUCUAUGUCGCCAACUAUCUCCAGACGCUCACGCCGCGCUUUGCGCUGGGUGCCGAGGCCGUGUACCAGCACCCGAGUCCUGAGAUUGAGGAGGCGACUGUGGGCUAUAUGGCCAAGUGGGUCGGUCCUGCGAAGGAGUGGAUCGCGACGGCGCAGUGGCAGCCGCAGGGUAUUGCUCAGCUCACGUACUGGCACCAGCUGAGCGAGCAGGUCGAUGUGGCUGGUGACCUGCAGAUGAUCACGCUGCCUCAGCGCCGCGAUGCACAGGCGUCGCUGGCUGCGCGCUACUCGUUCCGCAUGGCAUCGCUGCGUGCGCAGAUCGACAGCCUCGGCAAGUUGACGUCCGUGUACGAGGCGCGCAUCUCGCCCGCGUUUGCGCUUACCUUCAGCGGUGAGCUGGAUCACUUGAGUGGCGGUGCCAAGUUUGGCCUGGGUGUGUCGAUCGAGAGCGGCGUCGAGCCUGUCGACCCGAUGGCACUGCCGCCCACGCCGCCGACGGUGCCGAUGUAG
Malassezia restricta is the source of this 1104-nucleotide messenger RNA. Its product is annotated as mitochondrial import receptor subunit TOM40. Gene Ontology annotation, molecular function: transmembrane protein transporter activity. The record is from RefSeq and is a predicted model, not a curated record. Gene Ontology annotation, cellular component: mitochondrial outer membrane translocase complex; mitochondrial outer membrane. The transcript has a single exon. NCBI's taxonomy places the organism in Eukaryota, Fungi, Basidiomycota, Malasseziomycetes, Malasseziales, Malasseziaceae. Bases 1 to 1104 code for a protein of 367 amino acids. Gene Ontology annotation, biological process: protein import into mitochondrial matrix.